AUAUAGUUGAAAAAAGCUCAAGAUCUUACAAAACUUAAUUCAAAUUAAAAUUUUGAUUCCAUUCGUUAUUUUUCAAUAAAUUUCAUUGUGAUAUUGAAUUUAGUAGCAACUAUAUUUACUUUUUUAAAUCAUGUAGCUUUGUUAUUGAAAUCGUUUAUUCAGAACGUGAAGAAAAUGGCAUGCAAAUUAAAAUCGACAUGAAAUUGUUAAACAAAAAUAAAAUGGAUGUGUCAUAAUUUGUACGUGUUGUGUGUGUCAAUCAACUUAUUUUGAAAUGUUCUUGACUCUUUAUAAGAAAUCUUUUUAUCUUUAUCUUUGUUAACACACUUGAAAUGUGCUAAAUGAAAAACAAGAAAAAAAAUAGGCAAUUAUGACGCAAAUCAAAACACAAAUAAGUAAAAAAUAAUCAGUUAAUCUAAUUAUUAUUAAAAACGCAAUUAACCGAAAAAACGGAAGAAAUGAAAGAAUAAAUAUUUUUUAACAAUCAAUAAUUAAAGAGUUUCUGUAAUUAAAUUUAAGAAUUUAAAUUCUUAAAUAGAAUUGUUUUAACUGUUCCACCAAUUAUGUUUCUUACCUUGUACUGUCCGUCAGCAGUAAGAUUGUCAUCUUCUACUGAGGGAACUGUUGCGACUCGAUAAGAGUCGGAUCGGCCCGUCUAUGUCCAUUUUUAAAUGAUGAGAAAACAUCAGCAUGAACAAAGAAUGAAUGUUGUUGUGUUUGUGUGUGAAGCAAUGAUGAUUAAAAAUUUCGGUUUAAUUUCAAUUGUGACGAAAUUUCAUUGAAAGCGAUGUAUGAUGACGGUUUAAAGCACGUGCACAAAAUAUAUAGCCACAAAUAUAAUCAAAUAUGAUGUUGAAAUAUUUAGGCACGUAGAAAAAUGUUAAGGUUUAUUUUUCAAAUAAUAGUCAAUUUCAAAAAAGAAAAACAAAUAAAAAACAAUAUGUUAGAAAUUAGUUCAAAAUCUUUUUUUAUGGUAAAAAUAAAUGUGGAUAUGAAGGUAGGUUAUAGGAAUCUAAAUAUCUUCAAUAUGAAUUUUUUUGCGUCAAUGAUAGAAUUGCUCUCUCUGAGCAUAAUAAACAAAUGCUGAAUAUAUCAAUCCUAAUAAAACAAGGGAGUAUAUUGCGCAAUUUAAUUAACUUCAAUUGAUUUUGAAACAGUUGUAGAUUUAUUAUUUAGUGUAUAUAACUUGUAUGCAGUUAAAUAGAUAUGUAUAUCAAAAUGAAACUCCAUCAUAUCUCUCAAUUUAUUCAGGCAAAUGAUCAUCAGAAAUCUUGGAUUGAGCUAGCACGAAAUAUUAAAAUCAAAACUAAUAUUCCUUAAGUUUUAUUUGUGUAAUGUUAUCACUAAAAUCAUCUAAAAAAAGAUUAUAUUAAGACUCUUCUCAAAACUAACUUGCGAAAAAGAUAAAAAUAAAUGACUGCACUCGUGUUUUUAUAGGUAUGUGAACCAAAAGAAUAUCUCUGGAAACAGAAACCUAUACAAAGUGGCUCCUUAUUGGAAUGAAAAAUUUUUACGAAUGCUGUUGUUCUUGAAAUUCUAUUAAUGCCGGAGUUUUAAAUAUC
Clunio marinus is the source of this 1562-nucleotide messenger RNA. NCBI's taxonomy places the organism in Eukaryota, Metazoa, Arthropoda, Insecta, Diptera, Chironomidae. The record is from the annotation of a GenBank genome assembly.